This is a messenger RNA of Penicillium cinerascens, 1374 nucleotides long. RefSeq lists its product as uncharacterized. The coding region runs from base 1 to 1374 and encodes 457 amino acids. Gene Ontology annotation, biological process: positive regulation of DNA-templated transcription, elongation; regulation of transcription by RNA polymerase II. The transcript has a single exon. Lineage: Eukaryota; Fungi; Ascomycota; Eurotiomycetes; Eurotiales; Aspergillaceae. Gene Ontology annotation, cellular component: nucleus; cyclin/CDK positive transcription elongation factor complex. The record is from RefSeq and is a predicted model, not a curated record. Gene Ontology annotation, molecular function: cyclin-dependent protein serine/threonine kinase activator activity.
AUGGAGUCCUCCGCGUCUCCCGCGCCAACGAAGCGUCCGAUUCCCGGUCUUCCCAAUCCCGUGGUUGCAGCCGCACAGCAGAAAUGGCUUUUCACAGAGGAAGAGCUCGAGCGCACGCCCUCGCGCAUCGAUGGCAUUAACCGCGAGAAGGAGGAUUACAUCCGGCACCGUGCGGUCGAGUUUAUAUGGCAGGUCAGCAUGAUGCUGAAGAUGCCGCCGCAGACCUCGAUGACCGCGACUGUCUUCAUGCACCGGUUCCUCAUGCGAUACUCGCUGAUCGGCAGUGACCCAGACCCCGAGAAGGCUCGGGACCUGAUGCAUCCGAAGGUGAUUGCGGCCGUGGCUCUGUUCGUUGCGUUCAAGGUGGACGAGACCAUGCGCCGCAUGAAAGACUUUGUGGUCGCUUGCUGCAGGGUCGCGAUGAAGAAGCCGGAUAUGGUGGUUGACGAACAAUCCAAGGACUACUGGAGGUGGCGCGACCUCAUUCUUCAGAAUGAGAGUAUCCUGCUCGAGCACAUGUGCUUCGAUCUGCAGCUCGAGUCGCCGUACCGUAUUCUGUGGGAUUACUCUCAGUUCUUCAAUGUCGGGGAUAACCGACCCCUCCGUCAUGCAGCCUAUGCUUUCCUGAACGAUUCUACAUAUACCGUGCUGUGCUUGCAGUUCCCGCCGCGUGUCAUCUCAGCUGCAGCUCUCUAUGCCGCAGCCCGCUAUUGCAAGGUCGCAUUCCCGGAUGACUUGCAGGGUAGGCCAUGGUGGGAUCAGAUAGACGUGAAAGUCGAAGAUCUGAUCCGCGCCAGCAAAAUGAUCGUGAAGAUCUAUGAACGCGUCCAGAUGAAUCUGAGCAAAGGCUACCCGGACUUCUCCGUGUCAGACACCGACCCCAACGAUCCAACCCGCAUCUUCCACACCGAUCCCACCACCUAUAAACCAGCAGAAUCCGUAACAACACCAUCCCUCAACACGCCCGGCUCCGACUCCGGCGCUCCAAACGGGCGAAAGCGCUCUCGUGACCCAGAGUCCCACGCCCCCGAAAACAACCACCCAACUCCCUCCUCACAACCACCUUCCUCCCUGAACGGCGGUCGCUCUCCGAAGCGGCAACGAACCGUUUCACCCUCGACCGCGGGAGCUGUACCGCAGUCCCCUGCACCCCGCCCACGCAUUCCACUGCGAGCAAUGGCCCAAUUAAAAUCUGAAGAUAGCGCCAGUCGGAAUUGCCCUGCACCGGGGUCACUUCCGAAGGAAGAGACCAGUGCCGAAGAAGGCGAGGUCUCAGAUAACAAGGGACCCGGAGCUAGUGUUCCUCAUUCACGCCCGAGACCGCAAAAAGAAAGUAAUGAACAAGGGGGAGGCAGUGAAGAAGGCGAGAUCUGA